Messenger RNA from Bufo bufo (common toad), 1214 nucleotides. It is a transcript of the gene SLC7A6OS, whose product is annotated as solute carrier family 7 member 6 opposite strand. NCBI's taxonomy places the organism in Eukaryota, Metazoa, Chordata, Amphibia, Anura, Bufonidae. The record is from RefSeq and is a predicted model, not a curated record. Gene Ontology annotation, biological process: developmental process. The transcript has 5 exons. Bases 19 to 963 code for a protein of 314 amino acids.
CAGAUCACCUGACCGGCAAUGGAGGCUGCGGUGCUGCGCGUGAAACGUAAGCGGUGUGCAGACCCGGCGGAGGCGCUCAUUAUCAGCUGCAAGAGACCGCGGGCCGAGGAGAAGACCCCGGAGUCCGUCACCACCCAAGUGUUCAAGCUAGCGGCUACCGUCACCUCCCAGAAUGAACCGGUACAGAAGUACGUACAGGAAGCCAUAUCCCGGGACCGUGCCACCCAGGUCCACCGACCCCACAUCGGGAGCUUGCAGCGGGUCCAGAACGAUUUGAGAGCCUGGAAAGAUGCUGAACGUCAAGAGAGCCGUUAUCGCUUAGUCUCAAGCCUUCGGCCAAAAUGUGGAGAGGGUGAUAAUAGCCAGCCUGCCAGCCCCGUGGAAGAACGCCAACAUGUACCAGAGAAGGUGGAGGCUUCCGCAAAAGAAGAUGUGGACUCCAGGACGGAUGAGACUAUCCAAGUCUUUGAUAUAGAGCAGGAGGAAGUGGAGAAGGAAGCUGUUGAUGUAAAGGCCUCUGACCCAGAAUCCAUAAUGUGUAAUUCUGUGAAGAUGAUUCGGGAACGACUGGCUGUGUCUCAGGAAGGGCAAGGCUCCGAGCACAGGGAGAACCCAGAGGAGUUUGUGUAUGACAUUUACUAUGCAGAGUCGUCUCCACAGGACUGGAUCCAGGACAUUCUCUCUGUUCAGCCAUACCACUAUGAGCAGGAGCUGAUGGCUGAUGAUGUUGAGCCGCAUGAAGUCUAUGAAGAUGAGGACGAUGAGAAUGAAGAAAGCAACUGGAGGAAUGAUUAUCCUGAUGAAGAGGAGGAUGAGGAGUGCAGUAAUCGGGAGGAGAGAUAUAUGGGUUAUUAUGAAGACAGUGAUGAGGACGCUGGCCAGGGCAGAGGACACGCAUGGGAUGCCUACCGUCAUAAAGCACUGAGAGAACUUGAAUAUGAUGAAGAGGAAUCUUCUGACUAAUUGGUAAUUGUGCUACGUUGGAGGGCAUCUCUCUGCAUUUCAAGACCAGUGUUCUGUUUUAAGAGCAAGCUUACAUCAGUUUCCUUCAGUAUAAGGCUCUGUUCACACUGGCGUCCAGCUUCUCUUGCCCCAGUGGGAAAACUUUUAGCCUUAAUUCAAACCUAAAAAUAAAAUAAAAAUGAAACCUUAUGGAAUGUAUAAUGCCUGUGUGAACCACCUUAAAGGGGUAUUCCCAUCUCAGACAUUGAUGG